This is a messenger RNA of Hylaeus volcanicus, 1547 nucleotides long. RefSeq lists its product as uncharacterized. Bases 93 to 1418 code for a protein of 441 amino acids. The transcript is spliced from 12 exons. The record is from RefSeq and is a predicted model, not a curated record. NCBI's taxonomy places the organism in Eukaryota, Metazoa, Arthropoda, Insecta, Hymenoptera, Colletidae.
AUUUUUGAUUAAGAUUCAUUACAUAUUCAUUGCUCAAAAAUACACAAACUUUGUUUAUAUAACCCAAGCAAUAUUUGGUUUAAAGUUUAACUAUGGAACCAAUAACGAAGACUAUUAUUAAUACAAAAAGAAAUGUUUUUGAUGAAGAAAUUAUCAAACCUUGUAACAACACACUAUGCCAAGUAUGCUUUAAAAAUUAUUUUAAAUACACAUGUCCUCGUUGUGAAUUGUUAUACUGUUCUUUAAAUUGCUAUACGAAUCAUUCAAGGUUGUGCACUGAGGCAUUUUUUCAAGCACAAAUUGUUGACAGACUAUUAGCAACCAAGCCAUCAGAAGAUGAUAAAAGAACAUUUGAAAGAAAGUUACAAAAUUUUUAUUCCGAGUGGAAGGAAGACGAAAAUAAAACGGUUGAGCUAGCAAGGAAUGGAACGGCUGAAGACGUUUAUAAUUUUUUUACCGCGUCGUCCCACGGAGAGACAGAGGAAAAUGUCGAGAAUGAGAUUGGUAUAUCGGAUGAACGCAUAGAUAUACUCACGACAUUGUCGCAGCAAGAUGCAAUUCAGUUAACUGAUCUUACCCCGUGUGAAAAACAAAUGUUUUAUAGCUGGCUUAAACGAACGAAAGGAAGCGGUGCCGUUGAACCGUGGUUUCCUUGGUGGAAUGAAACAAUUGAGCCAUACGAAAAAAACCCGUUCCCAUCGCAUGAUUGUUGUUCCACAACGAAACCUAAUUUGGAAAGAAUACAAUACUCAAUUGUUCAAUUUUUAUUUGGUUUUUGCUGGAUUUUAAGACGAUUUAAUGGAGAUCUCGAAUCCAGUAACAUGCACGAUGUUCUUACGGAAUUCGGUACAUUCGCUCCUACAACAAUUCCUCCGGAAACAGCGCUUCAAACUGUGAAUCUUUUAUUAUCAAAUUCGAAAUCUAUUCUUUUAAAGUUCACGGAUGAUAGCUUUUCAUUUAUGAUUCUGUAUGAUGUAAUUUGUAUCCUUACUACAAAAUGGAAGACUAUAAGAGCACUGCAGGAGCUUUAUACUAUUAUUUACAAAGCUUAUUGUACUUCGCGGAAGGAGAAGGUUCUUUUUUUACUAUUGAUAGGUACGUUAGAUCUCAGCGCAUUAAAAGGGAUAUUAAGAAAAAUAAAACAGCACACCUGUGUGUGUUGGUAUCAUAUGUUUAAUGACCAAACAAGUACCUUUGAAAAGUCACCUUAUCGUCGACCCACAGAUCUUACUGAUAUUCCUUACAACAACAAAAACACAGAUUUAUGUAGCUUAGAAGCAGUCGAAGUACCAAAGUCAAUCAUUUUAUCUACAAAAGCAUCUGAAAACCUUUCAAUGAAUUUAGUUUUAUGUUCAGAAUUAAAGCGUAUUAUUUUUUUAAGAAAGACAACAGAUGAAUUAAAUCAAAGUACUUCAUAGAGAAAACAUAAAUUUAAAUAAAUAUAUAAUUAGGACCAGGAUGAAUGGAAUGGGCCACCUUGAACAUCGUUACGAUAAUAACCAUGAGCUCCGAAUGCGUCACGCAAGGCUUGUAUUAAGUUUGUACAA